UGUCACUUGGUCAGCUGAUUGCGGGUCGUAAAGCUUGCUAGCCAGCUUAUUUAGCUUAGCCUAGCUGGGUGUUUGUUUUUGUUAACGUUACCACGCCAGUCGCAUUUAACGCAGCCCAAAACUUUUUAAGAAAUUCUAAACAAUUCAACGAUUUUUUUUUUUUUAAAUAAACGAUUCCGCAGUUUUGCGGCUCGAAGUUGCCGUUAGUGAGGCGGUGAUUGUUGUGGCAGGGAGGGACGGGUGAAGUUGCUCACCGUUAAUCUGCAUUGCAGCCCGGUGCUGCUGAUGGAAUUCAAACACACAACAAUGGCGACUCCCAGUCCUAACAACUCAACAACACCCAGCAGCCACAACAGCAGCAAUAACGCCGGAUCUGCAGCUAACCACCACCACCAGUCCCAGUCUCAGCACAUUACUACAAUGAGCAGCAUGCAGGAGACCAACACCUGCUGGAGAUGUCAGAGUGAAACAGGGUUUCAGAUAAACCUGUCUGGAGCUCCCCCAAGUAAACGCAAAGCCCUGAAGCUGAACUUUGCCAACCCUCCGAUCAAACCCACGGCCAGAUUCACACUGAACACGGCGGGGCCGCCCUUUCAGAACCCGCACAUAGAGAGGCUGAGAACGCACAGCAUCGAGUCAUCAGGAAAGUUGAAGAUCUCCGCGGAGCAGCACUGGGACUUCACGGCCGAGGAUCUCAAAGAUUUGGGCGAGAUCGGCCGCGGGGCUUACGGCUCCGUCAACAAGAUGGUGCACAAGCCGAGUAACCAGAUCAUGGCGGUCAAGAGAAUUCGGUCAACAGUUGAUGAGAAGGAGCAGAAGCAGCUGCUGAUGGACUUGGACGUGGUCGUGAGAAGUAGUGAUUGUCCUUACAUCGUGCAGUUUUAUGGUGCUCUGUUCAGAGAGGGUGACUGUUGGAUUUGUAUGGAACUUAUGGCUACCUCGUUAGACAAAUUUUACAAGUUUGUAUAUUGCUCAUUAGACGACGUGAUUCCAGAGGAAAUAUUAGGAAAAAUAACACUAGCUACUGUGAAGGCACUUAACCACUUAAAAGAAAACUUGAAAAUAAUACACAGAGACAUCAAGCCGUCAAACAUCCUCCUGGACAGGAACGGCAACAUAAAGCUGUGUGACUUUGGCAUCAGUGGUCAGCUGGUGGACUCCAUCGCCAAAACCAGAGAUGCAGGCUGCAGACCAUACAUGGCACCUGAGCGAAUAGACCCCAGCGCAUCCAGGCAGGGCUACGAUGUCCGCUCAGAUGUUUGGAGUUUGGGAAUCACACUGUAUGAACUGGCCACAGGGCGGUUUCCCUACCCGAAGUGGAACAGUGUGUUUGACCAGUUGACCCAGGUGGUGAGGGGAGACCCGCCACAACUCAGCAACUCAGAUGAGAGGCGCUUCUCUCCCAAAUUCAUCUCCUUUGUUAACGUGUGCCUUACAAAGGAUGAGUCGAAGAGGCCAAAGUACAAGGAGCUACUGAAAGACCCGUUCAUCCAGAUGUACGAGGAGCGCUCCGUCGAUGUAGCUGGUUAUGUUUGCAGGCUCCUGGAUCAGAUGCCAGCGUCUCCCAGCUCACCCAUGUAUAUGGACUGAUACAAGACAGAAAUGCACCAAUAAAUAUACACCAGUCUGCAACAAUAAAUACAUUUAAAAAAGAGUCAUCAAGGUAAACAAAAUAAAUCCUCUUGUAAAUUUGCUUGGUCCCCAUAUUGCAGUGUUAAGAGAAUUGUAAAAAAAAAAAAAAAAAAAAAGAAUAAAAGAACACCAUUUGCAAUAAAAGUGGUGUUCAUUUCAGUCAUGUCUGUAUAAUAUAUCAGCACUUCUGUUUCUCUCGUUCACAAACACACACACAGUCACACAGUCACGUAAGUAUACUAGCUGAUACAAUCAAUCAUGGUCUUGACUCAUCUUGAUGAGGAUGCAUCUCAGUGGUUAGUACAGUGAUUUAAGGAAAAAAAAAAAAAGAAAAUAACCUGGAACUUGUAUUUAUAGAACCAAAAAUCAUGUGGAGUAUUUGAUUUGGAGCUUCUUCAGCAUACUGGAAUAAUGCUCUUUGUGAAUUGUCUCAACCUCUUCCAUGUAUGUAAAUGAAAGCAUUGUGUUUGGUAUCUUAAUGGAACUUUGCUUCUCUGGGUAUAAAGCAGUUUAAAGUGUUGGUGGUCAGAAUCAUGUUAGACCUGCAGUCCAGUCGGUGCUGAGAGGCUGCUGCCUUCCCUGUGCAAUGGACUAUAUACUUCAUAUAUAAAUAAAGGAAGAGAAAGGAAAA
Micropterus salmoides (largemouth bass) is the source of this 2263-nucleotide messenger RNA. Its product is annotated as dual specificity mitogen-activated protein kinase kinase 4-like. The record is from RefSeq and is a predicted model, not a curated record. The transcript is spliced from 13 exons. NCBI's taxonomy places the organism in Eukaryota, Metazoa, Chordata, Actinopteri, Centrarchiformes, Centrarchidae. Gene Ontology annotation, biological process: MAPK cascade; protein phosphorylation. Bases 286 to 1590 code for a protein of 434 amino acids. Gene Ontology annotation, molecular function: JUN kinase kinase activity; ATP binding.